Humulus lupulus (European hop) is the source of this 1920-nucleotide messenger RNA. RefSeq names its product aspartate aminotransferase, mitochondrial-like. NCBI's taxonomy places the organism in Eukaryota, Viridiplantae, Streptophyta, Magnoliopsida, Rosales, Cannabaceae. The transcript has 10 exons. Gene Ontology annotation, cellular component: mitochondrion. The record is from RefSeq and is a predicted model, not a curated record. Gene Ontology annotation, biological process: biosynthetic process; amino acid metabolic process. Gene Ontology annotation, molecular function: L-aspartate:2-oxoglutarate transaminase activity; pyridoxal phosphate binding. Bases 254 to 1582 code for a protein of 442 amino acids.
ACAGAGUCAACCUAAUUCUAUUGGCUGUGAAGAAAGACCUCCCCAAUCUGGUGCUUCACUCGACAAAUCCAACACUACGAAACCAGCCCACUGGAACAGAAGAAGAAACCAACAAAAUUAAACCAUGGAACUAUACCAAAAAAAAAAAAGAAGAAGAAAAUCGAGUUCAGACAUACAUAUUCAUAUGCAUAUAUACAAUUACCAAAUGCUUGGAACAUGUGUUUGAAGCUCAAGCAAAUAAAGUACGAGAGAAAUGAAGUUCAGAGGAGGACGAUCGAUUAUGAUGGCCGCGGCGACGGCUAGUUUCACAAAACGCUGCGUUUCUAGCUCGACCAGAGCUGCUGCUGCUGACUGGUGGGACCAUGUGAAGGCUGCUUCUAAGGACCCCAUUGUUGGCGUCACUGAAGCUUUUCUUGCCGACCCAAGUCCUAAGAAGAUCAAUCUUGGAGUGGGGGCUUACAGGGACGACGAGGGCAAACCUGUCGUUCUACAAUGUGUAAGGGAUGCUGAGGCCAAGAUUGCCGGUUGCGAUUUCUUGGAGUCAAUUUCUGCUGCAGCCACUUCAAAAUUUAUUCAAGGAAGUUUAGAAUUGGUCUAUGGAAAGGAUUCAAAUGUUAUUACUGAAGGUAGAUUUGCUGGAAUCCAAGCCCUGUCUGGUACUGGAGCAUGCCGUCUCUUUGCUGAGUUCCAGAAGCGUUUUUAUCCUGAAUCACGAAUGUAUUUAUCUAAUCCAACUUGGUCCAACCACCACAAUAUAUGGAGAGAUGCUCAUGUUCCUCAGAGAACCUUCAACUACUACCAUCCUGAUACGAAGGGUUUGAACUUUGCAUCACUUUUGGAUGAUAUCAAGAACGCCCCAGAAAAUUCUUUUUUCUUACUCCAUCCUUGUGCACACAAUCCAACCGGGGUUGACCCUACUGAGGAACAGUGGAGAGAAAUCUCAUAUCAGUUUAAGGUCAAAAACCAUUUCCCCUUCUUUGAUAUGGCUUAUCAAGGUUUUGCUAGUGGGGAUCUUGACAAUGAUGCCAAAGCUAUUCGGAUUUUUCAUGAAGACGGACAUUUAAUUGGUUGUGCUCAAUCUUUUGCAAAGAAUAUGGGAUUAUACGCGCAUCGAGUUGGUUGCCUCAGUGUACUUUGUUCCAAUGCAAAGCAAGCAGUUGCAGUCAAAAGCCAACUACAGCAAAUUGCCAGAGCAAUGUAUAGCAGUCCUCCUAUUCAUGGUCUAUUACUAGUCUCAACAAUCUUAGCCGAUUCAGAUAUCAAAUCACUGUGGAUCAAAGAGUUGAAGGUAAUGGCAGAUCGCAUUAAAAAGAAACGAUCUACUCUACGCGAUUGUCUUGAGAAAUUAGGUUCUCCUUUCAACUGGGAACACAUUACUGACCAGGUUGGAAUGUUCUGCUUCUCUGGUUUAUCCCCUGAUCAAGUUGAUAUGCUAGCUAGAGAAUUUCAUAUAUACAUGACUGAUGAUGGUCGCAUGAGCAUGGCAGGUGUGACCUCGGGCAAUGUGGAUUAUUUAGCAAAUGCUAUACAUCAAGUCACAUGUUGUCAUCAAGAAUCCAUGGAUGUCUAUAACAUUCUUUAAUAACUAAUUAUGGUGCUUGCCAAAAUAGUUUUCUUUUGAUGAUUCUUUGUAAAGUAGCUAUCCCCGACACAUUCGAAAUCACGUUGGAAUGCUACUUUGGAAAGAAGAAUUAAAAGGAAUGUCAUUUUGCAAAAUAAUAUUAAAAAAUGACAAUUUUCACCUUUUAUACAUCUAUUGCUUAGCCUAAAAGAUACGAACUCUUUUCUCACAUGGUUUUCUAAUCAACUGAGAAAGGAGUAGAAUACUAUAUAUAACCUAGAAGAUAAGUAAUCAUCAUUCUUGUUUUUACAUAUUAUGAAAAAAAGAUGAAGAAGAAGAAGUCAAUUGUUUCUCUCAAA